Colletotrichum truncatum is the source of this 612-nucleotide messenger RNA. Its product is annotated as 40S ribosomal protein eS7. Gene Ontology annotation, biological process: ribosomal small subunit biogenesis; translation; rRNA processing. The record is from RefSeq and is a predicted model, not a curated record. Gene Ontology annotation, molecular function: structural constituent of ribosome. Gene Ontology annotation, cellular component: ribosome; 90S preribosome; cytosolic small ribosomal subunit. NCBI's taxonomy places the organism in Eukaryota, Fungi, Ascomycota, Sordariomycetes, Glomerellales, Glomerellaceae.
AUGAGCGGCACCGCGUUGAACAAGAUCGCCCACAACAGCCCUUCGAGGCAGAACCCCUCCGAGCUCGAGCAGAGCAUCGCCCAGGCCCUGUUCGACCUCGAGAGCAACACCGCUGACCUCAAGGUCGCCCUCCGCCCUCUGCAGUUCGUCUCUGCCCGCGAGAUCGAGGUUGGCCACGGCAAGAAGGCUGUUGUCAUCUUUGUCCCCGUCCCCCUCCUGCAGGGCUUCCACCGCGUCCAGCAGCGCCUCACCCGUGAGCUCGAGAAGAAGUUCUCUGACCGCCACGUCCUGAUCCUGGCUUCCCGCCGUAUCCUCCCCCGCCCCAAGCGCUCUGCCCGCUCCCGCAACACCCAGAAGCAGAAGCGCCCCCGCUCCCGCACUCUCACCGCCGUCCACGACGCCAUCCUUACCGACCUCGUCUACCCCGUCGAGAUCGUCGGCAAGCGCCUCCGCACCAAGGAGGACGGCUCCAAGCUCCUCAAGGUCAUCCUCGACGAGAAGGAGCGUGGCGGUGUUGACUACCGCCUCGACACCUACUCCGAGGUCUACCGCCGUCUCACCGGCCGCGGUGUCACCUUCGAGUUCCCCCAGAGCGGUGCCUCUGACUUCUAA